UUAAACAACGUACGUAGGCUGUACUAAUUUUUUUAUGAAAGGAGCAAAAACAAUAAGCAAUAAGCAAAAAGUGUAACAAAAAUAGUUCAAAGUAUGGCUCAGUCAACAAAUAUAAAAGUUGUGGUGCGCGUGCGCCCCUACAAUAGGCGGGAAACAGAACAAAAUCAAAGAUGCAUUAUAAAAGUAAUGGACAGAUCCUCCCUGCUGUUUGAUCCAGACGAAGAGGACGAUGAAUUCUUUUACCAGGGCUCUAAACAGCAAUACAGGGAUAUUUCAAAGCGUACCAACAAGAAACUUUCAAUGGAAUUUGAUCGUGUUUAUGACAUUGAUCGCACCAAUGAGGAUAUGUUUAAUGAAUGUACAGCGCCGCUGGUCGACGCUGUGUUAGAUGGGUACAAUUGCUCGGUGUUUGUUUACGGCGCAACAGGAGCAGGCAAAACUUUUACGAUGCUGGGCAACGAAGGUUGUCCUGGACUCACAUUUCUGACUAUGCGUUACCUGUUUCAAAAAGUUCAGGAGCAACAGGAGACACGCAAAUUUGAUGUGGGUGUCAGCUAUUUGGAAGUAUAUAAUGAGCAGGUGCGCAAUCUAUUAACCAAAAGCAAUCCACUGAAGUUACGCGAGGAUUCAAAUGGUGUGGUGGUCAGUGGCUUGGUACUCACACCCAUACACAGCGCCGAGGAGCUGCUACGGAUGCUGACAAUUGGCAAUGCAAAUCGCACACAGCAUCCCACAGAUGCCAAUGCGGAGAGUUCGCGUUCCCAUGCGAUCUUUCAAGUGCACAUUAGGAUGACAGAUCGCAAAACGGGCGCCAAGCGUAGUGUGAAGCUGUCUAUGAUUGACUUGGCAGGCAGUGAGCGUGCCGCGAGCACCAAAGGUCUCGGCAUGCGCUUCAAAGAGGGCGCCAGCAUUAACAAGAGUCUUCUGGCCUUGGGCAAUUGCAUUAAUAAGCUAGCCGAUGGGCUUAAACAUAUACCAUAUCGUGAUUCAAAUUUGACACGCAUCCUUAAGGACUCGCUAGGCGGUAAUUGUCGCACGCUUAUGGUGGCCAAUGUAUCUAUGAGCUCGCUCACCUAUGAGGAUACCUACAAUACCCUCAAGUACGCCAGUCGUGCCAAGAAGAUUCGCACGGUGCUGCGUCAGAACAUGCCCAAAUCCAACAUGCCCAAGGAGUUCUAUGUGAAGAGGGUCACCGAGCUUAUGUGCGAACAUGAGCGCUUAGUCGAGCUUAACAAGCUGCUGGAGGCAAAGCUUACGCAGCUGGAACACGCCGGCACAGGUUGCGGCUACGAUCAGAAGGAGCUCAAGCCUUGGUACAGCAAAAUUGAUGCUGUAUAUGCUGCGGUUAUCAAGUUGCAACAUUGUGUCAUUGGCCUUAAAAGCAAAAUACUGAGCUUGAGCUGUAGGCAAACGCUCAAAAAGGACUUUGAACAACUGCGCAAAGUGCUGUCGCUGGGACAACGAAUGUUGCAAGAGGACUAUAACAUGUUCCACAGCUAUGUCAAUGCCUUAGGCAGCAAAAGCCAAGAAUAUACCGAAGAGCUGCCGCGCUGGCGCAGCAAGCUGGAAGCUGCCUGUGUGGAAUUGAAGAAAUUGAAGCACGAAGUGAAAAAUUCCAAAUAUCGUGAAGUCUUGGCUUUGUACAUGCGUAACAAGGAUCUGGAGCUGCAGCUUUCCAGGCAGCACAUAAAUGUCAACCAUGUGACGGGCAUACAAAAUGAAAGAACUGAAAAUUCAGAUCUGCUGCGUAAAUGCUUUUCCAUGGCUUGUGAGUUGCUGCAUCAAAUGUAUGAUCGCCUGGAGGAUACACAAAAGCUAACGCCAGAUAUGCAGAAUGUAUAUGAGCGACUUGAGCGCAAGAUGCGUUUUACUGAAGCGGAGACAACAACAGCUAUUGCGCAGGAUGCUGAACUAGAUGCGCUGUUGGCCGAGGACGACGAGCAAGAGAUGGAAACAGAACCCAGAGCAUUGACUAGCAGCGCUAAAAAGCGCGCACGCACUAAACGCUACACACAAACGCUAAGCAACAGCGACAGUGUGCUACAUCUGGGCAUCGAAGGCUGCGACGAGACAGACUCUGAGGAAGAUAUGGAUACGGAAGCAGAGGGUAAUGUGUUCAAGAAACCUUGCAAUCUCAAUGUCACACAUGCUGUGCCCAAUCUCAAUGUAACGCAAGUUGUGCCCAAUCUGAAUGCAACACAAGUGAUUGCACGGCAGAAAGUGCUGACAGCGACAAUUACCAAGCCACGCACUGUUAAUCCCCGCAUGCUGUCCGAUAUGCUCUCCGAGCAGAAUGUAAGCGGUUCUUCGGAAAAGAUGAAGCAAGCGCUGCUCAAAUCUAGCAAAUUCACGACACAAGAACUCCAACGCACGUGUGCGGCAGCUAUACAAAAGGAGAAUCUCAAGUACACCGGCAAUCAUGUCAGAAAAAGUCCACGUGCGCUUAUGGCCAAAACACUUGCUGGAGGCGCAGCGGCAUUACGCAAGCCCAUUUCCCGCCUCGCUGGAACACUUGGGUCUAGCAGCAAGGAGGCGCCAGUGGUUCGCAUAAAUAGAGCAGCCUCAUUUCGCGUAAAGAAACAAUAACACAAUCUUGAUUUUAAUUUGCACAAGUUUGAAGUGUUUAUUUUAUAAUUUAACUAUUUUUGUGCGCUUUUGUCUAACCCUAGUUAUAA
This is a messenger RNA of Drosophila busckii, 2675 nucleotides long. RefSeq names its product kinesin-like protein KIF18A (gene Klp67A). The record is from RefSeq and is a predicted model, not a curated record. The transcript has 5 exons. Gene Ontology annotation, biological process: mitotic spindle organization; microtubule-based movement. Bases 94 to 2586 code for a protein of 830 amino acids. Gene Ontology annotation, molecular function: ATP binding; microtubule motor activity; microtubule binding. NCBI's taxonomy places the organism in Eukaryota, Metazoa, Arthropoda, Insecta, Diptera, Drosophilidae.